Hydractinia symbiolongicarpus is the source of this 1236-nucleotide messenger RNA. RefSeq lists its product as uncharacterized. NCBI's taxonomy places the organism in Eukaryota, Metazoa, Cnidaria, Hydrozoa, Anthoathecata, Hydractiniidae. The record is from RefSeq and is a predicted model, not a curated record. The transcript is spliced from 3 exons. Bases 1 to 684 code for a protein of 227 amino acids.
AUGUUGAAAUAUGUUACGGAACAUUUCACCGAUGAUAUCGGAGUUUGGCAACCUCGGUAUGGAGGGACAUUUAUUUUUUCUGAAAAAAUACCUAAGGGGCUUAUAAUUGAUGUACGGCGACGGAAUCUUAUUGAUCGUGAAAGCCAAAAGCAACGUGAUACUGACAUUGAAAUUAUCAAAAUAGCAGCUGAAAUAAUAAGAGAAGAGAUCAGAAACAUGCCGUUCACAUAUCCUAUUUGGCCACCGACAGAAAGAAGCAUACUAUCCGAAAUUUUUGAACAUUUUGAACACUGGUUAGUACAGCAUGGUAAAAAUCUCAAUGACUACAUUUUAACGGAGGAGUUCCAAACUUGCUUAAAAGAGGUUUCAUUUCAAUCUUUCCAAGAUGUGACUGGCCUUGAAGGUCUGUUUGAACUGAUGGAAGAGUACGAACGUGAUAUUAAACAAGCAGGUAAAACAGCAUUGUAUUGGUUGUCUUUCAUGGAGAUGAUGGACGUGUUGUUUGGAUUUAUACGAGGUUUAAAAAUUGGUAACUGGGAAUUGCACCUAGACGCAACACGCCAAAUGCUGCCAUGGUUUUUUGCAUACGACCGUCCCAAUUAUUCCCGCUAUUGUACAUUCUAUGUCAUGGAGAUGCUGCGCUUGCCAGAAACACAUCCCGGAAUAUGUAAGGAAUUCACGUAAGUCUGAUAUUUCGUAAUGCGUUGGCGACUUGUGGUUUAAACAUGUAGCUUUUUGAGAAAAUUUAUUAAAACUCUUUAGUAACGGAAAUUUUGCGGUUAGAAGAUCUCCUGGAAAAUUCAAUAAAGUUCCCAGUGACCAAUGCAUAGAGCAAACCAUUAACAGAGAACAAAAAUGUCAUGGUGGAAUAACUGGAUACAGCACUUCUCCUGGGACUAUACAAAGAUGGGUAUUUACUAGCCACACUAUUGCAAAAUGUAUAAGUAUCCUCGAAGACAUGCUGACAAUCAAACAAAAAAUGUCACAUCCCAAAGAAUUAGGUAAAUCCAGAAUGGAAUUCGACGAAGCUUCUGUUCAGAGAUGCUACGACACUUUGGUCUCUUGGGGAAGCCCAUUUAACAGCCGAGACAGCCUUGUUCAAAUUUGUUCUGGUGUGGAAGCUACCACAGUCGUCGAGAAAAACUUACUGGAAGCCCAUUCUGUUGGAAAAAAAGAGAUGGAAGAAUUUGUUGAAAAAAGAAUCAAGUCAAAUGAAAUUUCCUUCUAUGAUCGAAU